AUGCAAGGCUAUAUCAACUUGACAGUGCAAAUGUCGAAACUCGCUCGUUUACUUUUCCCUCAACCGCAACACAUUGGUCUCACGUCAUCGGUCUCUGUAACUGAUCUGUCCUUGGCUUACUUUGACGCUCGAAUCGGAAAUAAUGCCGCUCAGGUCAUGGCUGUGCGCUCUAUCGUUAAGCUGCGCCAAGGAGCGGCCCCAUUCAUCAUUUUUGGACCACCAGGAACAGGGAAAACGGUCACGGUUGUGGAGGCUAUUCGGCAAUUGCUCGCGCGCAACAGUCAAGCAUGUAUCCUAGCUUGUGCGCCGAGCAACAGCGCUGCGGACAUUCUCGCUCAGCGGCUCAACAUGUUGGAUACGGAUCAGUUGUUCCGCCACUGCGCUGUCUCGCGAAAACCGGAUGAGGUGCCCAAUGACUUGCGCUCAUUCACCUAUUUGAACAAGCAGGGAAACUUCUCAGUACCGCCCUUGGGGAAGCUUGCGCAAUUCCGGGUGAUCGUAUGUACAUGCGGUUCUGCGUCAUUCCCAUAUGGAGUCGGCCUCCAUUUCAGCCAUUUCAGCCACAUCUUCGUUGAUGAGGCCGGGCAGGCCAGCGAAUCCGAAGUGAUGACUGCAGUCAAGCCUAUGGUACUCCCAUCUACCCAGGUCACUCCCUCGGGCAAUCCUGAACAGCUGGGCCCCAUCCGAUCCACUGUAGCCCGGGAGCUUGGCUUGGGUAAGAGCUAUCUCGAGCGGCUCGUGGAACGAGAGUUGUAUCAACCGCCAACGGGGCGGAACAGAUCCUACGUCAAAUUAGUCAAGAACUUCCGCUCGCACGUGUCCGGCUCUCCGAGCAUCAUCAAUGCCUACCUCGGAUUGAGGCAUCUGGAGAACCCGAAGUUCCCUGUUGUCUUCCGCGCUGUUUCCGGCAAAGAUGAUAGAGAAGCCAAUUCUCCCUCUUAUUUCAACGUCGACGAGAUAAUCGUCGGAAAAAAGUACAUCACCGAUCUGCUCGCUGACCGGCGGCACCCGAUCGAGAAGAACGAGAUCAGAGUGAUCGCCCCAUACCAUGCACACGUACGCAAGUUCCGAAAGGCGCUCUCACAGAAAGUGGCAGGAGCUUCGGUGGACGGAGACGAUGCGGUGAAGGUCGCCAGUGUGGAGGAAUCCCAAGGCGACGAACGGAAGGUGGUCAUACUCUCUACCGUACGCAGUAGCCGUGACCUGCUCGAGUACGAUGCACGCUAUGCGUUGGGAUUCGUCGCCAAUCCGUGGCGGUUCAAUGUUGCUGUCACACGAGCUCAAGCCCUCCUGAUAGUAAUCGGCGAUCCAUCAGUGCUGUCGCCAGAUCUGCUCUGGAGGGCAUUCCUCAACUACGUGUACCUCAAUGAUGGCUGGCACGGCGAGCCCAUUACAUGGGACCCUCAUGCACCGGUGGAUGACAACGGCGCGUUUGCACAGCAGCUGCAGCAGAACAGCCUGGCACAUAUCACGACAUUCAUGCAGCAGACGCAGGAGUUGGCUGGCGAUGAAGAGGGUGGGGUGAACGGCGCUGAUGUCGAGGAGGGUGCUGCCAACACGGAGCAUGUGCAUGGCGGAGUUCAAGAGUGA
Laetiporus sulphureus 93-53 is the source of this 1590-nucleotide messenger RNA. RefSeq names its product P-loop containing nucleoside triphosphate hydrolase protein. The record is from RefSeq and is a predicted model, not a curated record. The transcript has 8 exons. Bases 1 to 1590 code for a protein of 529 amino acids. Lineage: Eukaryota; Fungi; Basidiomycota; Agaricomycetes; Polyporales; Laetiporaceae. Gene Ontology annotation, molecular function: 5'-3' RNA helicase activity; RNA binding.